Messenger RNA from Schistosoma margrebowiei, 247 nucleotides. Lineage: Eukaryota; Metazoa; Platyhelminthes; Trematoda; Strigeidida; Schistosomatidae. The record is from the annotation of a GenBank genome assembly.
AUGUCAUUUCGAACUCUUCUAAAUGAGUUCACAUCUUUUGCAGCUAAAAUUGUAGCUGUAAAUUAUAAACGUGUUCGGACAAUGAAACACGCAUUUAUAGAAGGAGAAUACAUCCGGUGCUACGACAAGGGCAUGAUGUAUGUUGUUGAUGCUUUACGUGCACGAUGUGCUUGUGAGCGUUUCAAUGACUACAUGCUGCCCUGUGGUCAUAUUCUGUAUGCACAUUCUAAAGAUCUGAGUCAUGGAG